AUGGUGAUUCCACCUUUGCCAGAUGACACAAUAAUUGAUAUUCUGGAAUAUCUUCAAGAUGACCGAGGAUCUUUAUAUAAUUGCCUUUUUAUAAACCAUUUUUGGUGUCAACGAGUUGUUCGCUUGCUUUGGAGGCAACCUUUUUAUAUUCCAAUCGAACGAUAUUCAAGUUUAUUAAGUACUUAUCUCUUAUGUCUCAACCAUGAAGAACAAAGAUCUUUGAUUCCAUUUAAUAUUAAUUUGCAGAACUAUAAACGACCAAUGUUCUUAUAUUCAAGUUACUUGGCUGAAUUAGAUUCUUUUUUCAUUGAUAGAGCUAUAGUCUAUUUCCUCUACAAAGAAGAAUCUCCAAAAUAUCUUAUUCACGCCACUGAAGGUGUAAAUUUUAUAUAUGGUCAUAGUCAAACUGAGGAUUAUUAUAGAAUUCGUCAAUUAACAAGUACUUUCUGGCGUAUGUUGAUGCGUAGUUGUGUAAAAGUUAAUUAUCUAGGACUAGGUUCUGUAGGUCGCGAAAAUGUACAUUAUGCUGAUGUUCCUGAUAACGCUCAAAUUUUUUUGAAUUCAUGUUCUACAUUUUCUCAUAUAAGAAAAUUAUAUUUAAAUCCUCUCAUGUCGAAAAAUUCUAUAGCUUUUUUAAAAUACAUUCCUUCAAUAUGUUCCAACAUUCGUAAAUUAGUAUUUCAUGAGCUUAAACCUCAUGUAAGUGAUUAUCCACAAAUAAUAAUUAAUAUUAUUAAAGCUCAACCAAAAAUUGAUGACCUUGAUUUCUUAUCUUUCAAAAAAUACGGUGGAAUAAUUAUUUCUGAAUUAACCUCUCUUAAUUUAGAAUGCCUAAAUUCAUUAAAAUUUUCCAAUUUUUACUUUUCAGAAUCCCCAUUAAAUUUAUUUUCUAAUUUUAGAUUAUUAAAAAAGUUAGAGCUUAUCAAAUGUGAUAAUUUAGAACUAGUAGAUUUUAAUUAUUUACCUCUCAAACCUUUCUCCAUUAAUGAGUUAAUUUUGGGUUAUAAUAAUUGGGAUAAAGAUAUUGAUGCUAAAUUGAUUUCGAAAAUUGGUGUUAACCUUAAAACUUUCUCUACUGGUUCUUUAACAACUUCUCAAAUAAUUCGAACGAUUAAGAAUAAUUGCCCUAAUAUUAUCAAUAUUGAAUUUUCAAUAGAUUCUUCUCGAGUAGAAUUUAAUAUCAUUUCAGCAUGUCUCUCCAAGAUGAAAGUUUUAGAAUCUCUUUAUAUACAUGUCUUGUCUGAUGUUGAAGGUUAUAAUUUUCAAUUAUUUGGUGAAAAUCUUCCUCAUUCAUUACGUUCUUUUAAAUUCGGUUAUACUUACAACUCUGCUAAAAUUUUAAAUGAUUUCUUGAUGAAUUGUAAUGUUCCAUUAGAAUCUCUUUACAUUUCUUUUCAUAAUAUUAGUUUAAAUCAUCUUGAUUGUUUAGUUAGAUUUGCAAAUAGGUGUACUACUCUAAGGAAGGUGGGCUUGGAAGAUUUUCAAGAUCAAUCACAUUGUCAUCAUGAGAAAUUGGAUAUUAUUGAUAAAUUGCGACGGCUGAAUAUAAAAAUUGUACCAUUUUAUUAA
Molecule: messenger RNA, 1569 nt
Organism: Racocetra persica
Lineage: Eukaryota; Fungi; Glomeromycota; Glomeromycetes; Diversisporales; Gigasporaceae
Source: the annotation of a GenBank genome assembly